Chaetura pelagica (chimney swift) is the source of this 2532-nucleotide messenger RNA. It is a transcript of the gene CFAP221, whose product is annotated as cilia and flagella associated protein 221. The transcript has 23 exons. Gene Ontology annotation, biological process: cilium assembly; cilium movement. The coding region runs from base 1 to 2532 and encodes 843 amino acids. The record is from RefSeq and is a predicted model, not a curated record. Lineage: Eukaryota; Metazoa; Chordata; Aves; Apodiformes; Apodidae. Gene Ontology annotation, cellular component: cilium.
AUGGAUGUGGUUCAAUCGGCCUCCACAGAAAAUGUGAUUGCUAAGAAAUCCUUCGAGAAAAUAUCCAGUGUCCUUCUGGACAGCCUAGUGGAAGAACCUAAAAAAAGACAUGCUGUCCCAAAUUACCUGCUGGAAUCAAAAAUUUAUUCAGAACUUCAGAGGAGCAAGGUUGUACAGGCUGAGCCUGCUGUGUUACACUACGGAGGGUAUGAAGUUGGAAAACAUCACCAACAGGCGCUGAAGCUGAUAAAUAUUUCUGGCGAUGUAAUAAACCUUCACAUAAUACCACCCCAGACAAGGUAUUUUCAGAUCAAAUACAACAAAACACACCGGCUUGUCCCUGGCUUGUCAUAUGUGGUCACUGUUGAUUUUUGCCCUGAUGAGUGGCGGUAUUACUGUGACUGCAUCCGAAUUCACUGUCAGGGAGAAGACACAUCCAUUGUUCCUCUGCAUGCUUACCCUGUUGUGAAUGUUGUAGAAUUUCCAUCAUUUAUAAAUAUGGGUGAUGUAUCAGUUGGUAAGAGUAAGGAGUAUGUUAUCCCGUUGCAGUGCAGCUGUCCAAUAGAUUUUGAAUUCCACAUUGAUUUUAUUCAGCCUCACAGAGCCUUCACCGUCCAGCCAACAUCUGGAAUCAUUCCAGGCAAUGGGAAAGUGGAAAUAACUGUGAAAUAUUCCCCACUUGAGUAUGGAACAGCACAAAUGACAAUGCAGUUACGGAUUCUACAGUUUCACUCAAAACCCUAUGUAUGUGUGUUCACAGGAACAUCAAUACCACAUCUGAGUCUAAUAAAAGAACAUUUUGACAAACAACAAAGUCAUCCAGAGAAAAGAGCUGUGUCUGCAGGAAAACCCAUGGUGUGGAGGAGAGACCAACCAAUUUCAUGGAGUGGAAGAGACCGACCACGAUGGAGGCCAAUCAAAAAAGAAAUUGAAUACCAGAACCUCAGAUUCCCCACAGACUUGUCAAAUCCAUAUGCUGUAGCUACUGUUUUGAAUCAGGAACCAGGCAAAUUGAAGAUUAAGGACUUGAAAGAAGUCCUUUGCCAAGGCAAUGAAGGAAUAAAAACAAGACAGAUGAAGGAAGCAGCAUUUCAACUGAAAGUCAAACAAAAUAUUCAGGAGGAGGAAGCAAAUCAUCUGAAGCAAGUUCAUAAAGGGAACGAUCCGCUCUCUGUGGAAUUUAAAAAGGAGAUUAUUGAAAACCGACAGAGAGAAGAAGAGCAAUACAAGAUCCAAAGAGGAGAUCCUGUCAUGGAACAAGAGUUUCAAAGGAAUGAAGUCAAAGUUUCUUCCAGACGUGUUACCCGGCCUGUUGACCAGCAUCCAAAUGUCCAUCCCACAUUUGACUUGCUCCAAAAUGACCCUUGGGACAACAGAAGCAAGAUGUUGAGGAAAUUCCAACAAGCAGCAUACAAGAUUAUGAUUCAGACUCGGCUAAAUAAUUUACUACUUCUGUUCCGUGGGCUAACCAGAGGAACCAGAGGUUUGGAGGAAAGUUCUGUGUCUGGUAAGAAGAGUUUCACCAAACCAGAGAAGAGUGAAGAAUGUGAGAGCUUUUCUUCCCGCUUAUCUGAGGCUCGGAUAUUGCCUUUUGAAUUCCCCUUUUCCAGUUCUCAUGAAUUGCACCAUGAAUUGGCACCUAAUGCUCUUGGCCCAGUUCCUAUUGAAUCUGUAGAUGUGAAAAUCAGACACAUUCUUCCUCUCUGUGACUUGAAGGUUCCUCAGCACUUCAGCAUUAUGAAGUAUCAGCCAUUUUGUACACACUAUGCAGCCACCAGUUACAAACCUCGAAAACUUUCCCGACCACUGAGGCAGGGAGCCCAGGAUGAAACAUCCCAGAUGAUGGUUGCAUCACCAGAAGAUGCAGCAGAAAGAGAUAUCAGCCUCUUAAAUCUGGCUCCUCCCCGAGCUUUAGUCUACCCUACAGAGAGCAGCCCACUUCGCAUUUUUAACCCCAGUCCAGGACUGGUUCCAGUUUUACCUCCUUUGGACUAUUCUGAAACAAAUAUUGAAUAUCAUCUUUGUCCUCAUCCAAAAUACAUCUUCACCAAGGAAUGCCCCAAAGGAUCCAGUAUUCCAGUCACACAAAAGAAAUUUCUAGAUCACAAGGAAGUGAUUUCUGGAGUAAUGGAAUGGAGAAAAUUCUUACCUGUGGUGUAUUCCACUUUUUCUAACUCUCCCACAUGGACAAUUACAACACCUAGGGAUCCUUAUAGUUUAGAUAUGCUUCCAAGAGAUGCACCACCAACACUGGAUGACUUACCUGAGAGAGACAGGGAGAACAUAAUUGACCAUGAAACAGAUGAAACUGAGUUCGGAAUGAUUCUUACUCCAGAGAUGGUGAGAGCUGAAUUUCCACAAGUUGGACAGACACUCUCAGAAGCUGAUGAGAAAUCAGUAAAAGAAGGAGAACCACACAGUCAUCCAGAUGGACAUUUUCAACCCAAAACCAAAGAGCUCAGAGAGAAGGUUCAAAAACAUGUGGAGAACAUGAAGCUGGCAGCACUUAAUAAAGCUCUUAUUCUGGAAUAA